This is a messenger RNA of Penicillium subrubescens, 930 nucleotides long. RefSeq lists its product as uncharacterized. The transcript has 2 exons. Gene Ontology annotation, cellular component: nucleolus. The record is from RefSeq and is a predicted model, not a curated record. The coding region runs from base 1 to 930 and encodes 309 amino acids. NCBI's taxonomy places the organism in Eukaryota, Fungi, Ascomycota, Eurotiomycetes, Eurotiales, Aspergillaceae. Gene Ontology annotation, biological process: maturation of SSU-rRNA from tricistronic rRNA transcript (SSU-rRNA, 5.8S rRNA, LSU-rRNA).
AUGGUCGGAAAACGGAAGAGAGAGACUGCUGUUGUCUCUCGGUCUACCAAAACCAAGGAGGCAAGCCCACCACCGGCAAACGACGCACAGGACAUUUUCCGCAAAUAUUUCGAGUCGCAAUUCGAACCCAUCGAAGCCGACGUACCUUCUAAGCGCGAUACCGAAGAAACAGGGUCUGAAGAUAAAGACGAUAUUGAGAAUGAUGAGGAUAUCUCGGAGCCUGAUUCUGAUUGGGAUGGGGUCUCUGAGGAGAGCGACGAAGACAACGUGGUGGAAGUGGUUGAACACAGGGAUGCCAGUUUCGACGGCUUGGUGGACAAGAAGGCGCGCAAGGCAUUCAUGAGUGCGAAACCACCGUCUUCCGCGGAGGAGAAGAAGAAGACAACCAAAACAACUAAGAAGGACGACUCGGACGACGACGCCAACGAUGCCCUAAACCUGAAACACGACCUUGAUUUGCAACGACUACUUCGAGAAUCACACCUGCUUGACUCGGCCUCAGAACUUGCGCCGACCGGCAAGAACCGACUGAAGGCUUUGGAUCUACGCAUGCAAGACCUCGGAGCCAAGGAAUCUCUCUACAAACAGAAGAAUAUGCCUGAUGCCUUCCGACAAGGUAUCAAAGCAAAGGCUAUCUCUAGGGAUGAAAAGCGACGACGGGAGGCUAAGGAGAAUGGCAUCAUUCUUGAGAAGCCCUCCAAGGUCACCAAGUCAGAUAACAAGCGAAGAGAGCGUGGCAUUGGAGGAUCCUCCAUUGGUAAAUUCUCUGGAGGUACAUUGAAUCUGAGCAAGGAAGAUUUGCAUUCUAUGCAAAGUUCUCGGGGCCGCAGUAGCCGCGGUGGUCGCGGUGGGCGUGGUGGACGUGGUGGACGGGGUGGACCAGGUGGACGAGGCGGACGUGGCGGAAAGCCCGGCAGGGGUCGCUUCUGA